AUGCAACCUGAUGCGCUGGGUCCCCCUAGGUCGCGUCUGUCGGUCUUUGUCUCCGGGGAGCUGUCGGAGAAGUUUUCGGAGGCGCUGGGCUCUCCCACUCUCCCGCAAUUUCGCGAGAACGCCGAGGCGCUUCGGCAAGAGCGAGCAAAGAACGAACACCCUCGGAGGCAAUCGUCGUUCCAUCGGAGGCCGACCUAUGAGACCAUCUAUGAGUCCUGGGAUGCCGACAUUGAUUAUUGCUACGAGCAUGCGGCAGAGUCCAAUUCCAACUUUGACUGGGCCCGCAAGUCGCUGGAUGAGCCGCGCCACGACCAAGUCGAGGUGUCGGUCACCGUGCCUCCGGAUAGUCCGUUGAACGGCGUCCUGGAGGAUCAGGUGCGGCCAUCCGUGCAUCAUUUGAGCACCUCCACCCUGCCGACCCUGGACCUGGAUCCCAGUCCGUCUCGCUCGCUGCCCAGCGCCAGCUUCGCCGCCACCCCGUCCACGGCGUUCGAGGGUGAGCUGCCCGUUGCCCCGCGGGAUGGCGAUUUCUUUCAACCAGUCAGUUCUUCAAUGUUCCCAUCGACCUUGGGAAAACACAUGACCCAGGAUACUCUGUAUGACGAGUACCUAGCGGCUGAUGCGGAAUCAGAUCGUCAUUUCUCUUUCUGCUCCCAAGGAGUAAUCCGGCCGAUGGAGCACCCUGUGUCCCCUCGGAGCAGCUUCUCUCCCAUCAGCAAAUGCAACUCGGAGGAGAGCUUGAUCCUGUCUCGUGCGGCGUCGAUUGUCCGCAAGCACCGGUCCUCGGUCUCGACCGCCAGCGUGCCCGAUCUCGUGCACAGCCUGGCCAACAGCCGCGAGCUUCCUUUGAUGGACCAUGUGUCUUCGAGUGAGCGUCUCUCAUCGGGCAGUCUCCGCCUCGACUCAUCCUCCCACCACCGUCAGGCCAAGAGCCUGGCGCGGGAGUUGGAAGCCUAUCGCCUGGACAGCAACGCGACUCCUGAGUCUACCGGUCCCUCGGUCCACGACCGGGCCAAAUCGACUUCCGAAGUCGAAGCCGCUCCUCUGGUGGCCAAAGCCACCAAGGCGAGUGCGCAUCGCCGAAAAGGAAGAACUUCCUAUUCGCUCUUCCCCAUCCCACCAACGGCCAACUGA
Aspergillus terreus NIH2624 is the source of this 1134-nucleotide messenger RNA. RefSeq lists its product as uncharacterized. Bases 1 to 1134 code for a protein of 377 amino acids. Lineage: Eukaryota; Fungi; Ascomycota; Eurotiomycetes; Eurotiales; Aspergillaceae. The record is from RefSeq and is a predicted model, not a curated record. The transcript has a single exon.